AUGGGGUUUUCACCACCGUGCCUCUCUCAAUCUCUCUGUUUCAUUCUGUUUCUCUUCCAUUUCCACUCAACAAUUUCAUCUCCACUCUCCUCAAAUUACUCCUCCUCUUCUUCUCAUUUGUGUGCUCAUCGCCAAUCUCUUUCUCUCCUUCAAUUCAAACAAUCCUUCUCCAUUCAAAAUAGUUCAGCUUUUUUGGAGUACUUUUGUCCAUAUCCCUUUCCAAAAACAGAGUCAUGGAAAGAGGGUACAGACUGCUUGUGGGAUGGGGUCUCUUGUGACCUGAAAACCGGGCAUGUCACUGCACUGGACCUCUCAUGCAGCAUGCUUUACGGCACCCUCCUUCCCAAUAAUUCUCUCUUCUCUCUCCAUCAUCUUCAACAGCUCGACCUAUCUUUCAAUGAUUUCAAUUCCUCCCAUAUUUCUUCUCGAUUUGGCCAGUUCUCCAAUCUAACACAUCUUAACCUAAGUGGUUCGGAUCUUGCAGGCCAAGUUCCGUCAGAAAUCUCUCACCUCUCCAAAAUGGUUUCUCUUGAUCUCUCUUGGAACUACGAUCUUGUGAGUGUAGAACCAAUUUCUUUUGACAAGCUUUCUUUUGACAAGCUUGUUCGAAACCUAACCAAGCUUAGAGAACUCGAUUUGAGUUCGGUAAACAUGUCACUAGUUGUUCCCGAUUCCUUGAUGAAUCUGUCUUCUUCUCUGUCAUCGCUCAAACUCAAUUACUGUAGAUUGAAAGGAAAACUCCCAUCCUCAAUGGGGAAAUUUAAGCACCUGCAGUACUUGGAUCUUGGAGGGAACGAUUUUACUGGUUCAAUUCCAUAUGAUUUUGAGCAACUCACCGAGUUGGUUUCCCUUGGUCUCUCUUCCAACAACGAUCUAAGUCUAGAACCAAUUUCUUUUCACAAGAUUGUUCAAAACCUAACCAAGCUAAGAGAACUGGAUUUGGGCUAUGGGAAAUUCCCAGGGCGUUGCCAGCAUCCCAAGACAGAGUCCUGGAAAGAGGGUACAGACUGCUGCUUGUGGGAUGGGGUCUCUUGUGACAUGAAAACAGGGCAUGUCACUGCACUGGACCUCUCAUGCAGCAUGCUUUAUGGCACCCUCCAUUCCAAUAGCACCCUCUUCUCCCUGCAUCAUCUUCAAAAGCUCGACCUCUCUGACAAAGAUUUCAAUAACUCCCAUAUUUCUCCUCGAUUUGGCCAGUUUUCCAAUCUGACACUUCUUAACCUAAAUUCCUCAGUCUUUGCAGGUCAAGUUCCGUCGGAAAUCUCUCAUCUCUCCAAAUUUGUUUCACUUGAUCUCUCUGGAAACUACGAUCCAAGUCUAGAACCAAUUUCUUUUGCCAAGCUUGUUCGAAAUCUAACCGGACUUAGAGAACUCGAUUUGAGUCGGGGGAAAUUCCCAGGUAACAUCUUUCUCCUCCCAAAGCUUGAAUCACUUGAUAUGUCAUACAACAACCGCCUCACUGGCUCUUUUCCUUCGUCCAAUUUGAGUAAUGUCCUCUCUUCGUUGGAUCUUUCUAAUACAAGAAUUUCAAUUUAG
Populus trichocarpa (black cottonwood) is the source of this 1536-nucleotide messenger RNA. Its product is annotated as receptor-like protein Cf-9. Gene Ontology annotation, molecular function: protein binding. Bases 1 to 1536 code for a protein of 511 amino acids. The transcript has 5 exons. NCBI's taxonomy places the organism in Eukaryota, Viridiplantae, Streptophyta, Magnoliopsida, Malpighiales, Salicaceae. The record is from RefSeq and is a predicted model, not a curated record.